Messenger RNA from Pungitius pungitius (ninespine stickleback), 9352 nucleotides. RefSeq names its product plasma membrane calcium-transporting ATPase 1-like. Gene Ontology annotation, cellular component: intracellular membrane-bounded organelle; plasma membrane. Gene Ontology annotation, molecular function: PDZ domain binding; P-type calcium transporter activity; ATP hydrolysis activity. NCBI's taxonomy places the organism in Eukaryota, Metazoa, Chordata, Actinopteri, Perciformes, Gasterosteidae. Gene Ontology annotation, biological process: calcium ion transmembrane transport; regulation of cytosolic calcium ion concentration. The record is from RefSeq and is a predicted model, not a curated record. The coding region runs from base 736 to 4389 and encodes 1217 amino acids. The transcript is spliced from 22 exons.
CUGCUCCACCUCUGCGAGCCAGGAAAAGGCACCGACCCACACUUCGGGUCCUUUCUCCGGUCCCUGUUCGAACGUGUCGGACCCUCGCUUACCGGACCGGCUCUUUGUUACCACAGCGCGCCCCCCUCCCCCCUCCUCUGCGAGAGAGAGAGAGAGAGAAAAGGGGAGUUUUUUAUUUCUUCUUCCUUGAACCGGAUUGAUUGCGGACUGAAUCUGGAUUGUUUCCUUCCUCUUCGGGGAAACGGGGUUCGCUGCGGGACCAGAGUCGAGUCCAACAAACCGGUUUAAGACGUCGGAACAAAACAGAAAAGGGGCACGUUGGAAAGACCUUUUUGCUCCCCCCCCCUCGCCCCUCCUCGCCCCCCCCCCAUCCGGGUUUGUCAUUCAUUUUUUCCACCGCUGCGGUGUCAAGUUUGAGCCCUGCUGGGGAAUGGACGAACCCCUCUAAAAAAAAAACCUCCGCCUCCCCGACCGACACCGCCCGCAGGACAGGACUCGACCAAGGACCCCCCCCCACCCGAGCGGAGUGACCACAACAUGUUUACUCCCGUGUUUCCAUGGUAACCCGAGCGGAGCACGCACGUCCGGGUCAGGAGUUAACCACAAUACCCACAAUUCCUGUGAACUGAGCGCCCGGUCUGACGCUAAAAAUCGAAUCAAAUAGAAACACUUGAGAGGAAUAAGGAACUUGGGAAAAACAACAACAGCAAAGACCCCGCCGUGAAGAGGACCAACAUGGCCAACAACACGGCGGACCACCCUGCGGGGAACUCGGUCGCAGAGGGCAACCAUGACGGGGACUUUGGGGUGACCGUGAUGGAUCUGAGGGAGCUGAUGGAGCUGCGGAGCGCGGAGGCGGUCGGCAAGAUACAGGAAGCGUACGGAGACGUGCAGGGCAUCUGCCGGCGCCUGAAGACGUCGCCCAUAGAAGGUCUGUCCGGUAACCCCGUGGAUUUGGAGAAACGCCACGCCUCGUACGGCCAGAACUUCAUCCCCCCCAAGAAGGCCAAGACCUUCCUGCAGCUGGUGUGGGAGGCCCUGCAGGACGUCACGCUCAUCAUCCUGGAAAUCGCUGCCAUCAUCUCGCUGGGCCUGUCCUUCUACCAUCCACCAGGGGGCAACAGUGAAGCAUGCGGCGAGGUCGCAGGCGGCGUGGAGGACGAGGGCGAGUCCCAGGCCGGCUGGAUCGAGGGCGCCGCCAUCCUGUUCUCGGUCAUCAUCGUCGUCCUGGUGACGGCCUUCAACGACUGGUCCAAGGAGAAGCAGUUCCGCGGGCUGCAGAGUCGCAUCGAGCAGGAGCAAAAGUUCACCGUCAUUCGCAAAGGCCAGGUGAUCCAGAUCCCCGUGGCCGAGAUGGUGGUGGGAGACAUCGCUCAGAUCAAAUACGGAGACCUGCUGCCCGCUGACGGGAUCCUGAUCCAAGGCAACGACCUGAAGAUCGACGAGAGCUCCCUCACCGGGGAGUCCGACCAAGUCCGAAAGUCUCUGGAGAAGGACCCCAUGCUGCUGUCCGGGACCCACGUGAUGGAGGGAUCCGGCAGGAUGGUGGUGUCGGCCGUUGGCCUCAACUCUCAAACCGGCAUCAUCUUCACUCUGCUGGGCGCCGGCGACCACGACGAAGAGAAGAAGGUCAAGAAAAGUAAAAAACAAGGACCCCCCGAAAAUCGCAACAAAGCAAAAACCCAGGACGGCAUCGCCCUGGAGAUCCAGCCGCUGAAGAGCGACGAGGCCGCCGAUUCGGAGGAGAAGGAGGAGGUCAAGGCUGUGAAGAAGGUCAACGUGACAAAGAAGGAGAAGUCGGUGCUUCAGGGCAAACUGACCAAACUGGCGGUGCAGAUCGGGAAGGCCGGACUGAUCAUGUCGGCCGUGACCGUCAUCAUCCUCAUCCUCUUCUUCGUGAUCGACAACUUCGGGAUCCAGGGUCGCUCAUGGGUGGCCGAGUGCACCCCCAUCUACAUCCAGUACUUCGUCAAGUUCUUCAUCAUCGGCGUGACGGUGCUGGUGGUGGCCGUUCCCGAGGGGCUGCCGCUCGCCGUCACCAUCUCUCUGGCCUACUCGGUCAAGAAAAUGAUGAAGGACAACAACCUCGUGCGUCACCUGGACGCCUGCGAGACGAUGGGCAACGCCACGGCCAUCUGCUCGGACAAGACGGGCACGCUGACCAUGAACCGCAUGACGGUGGUGCAGGCCUAUCUCGGCGACACGCACUACAGGACCGUCCCCGAACCCGACGCCAUCAAGCCGGAGACCCUGGAGAUCAUGAUCAACAGCAUCGCCAUCAACUCGGCCUACACCACCAAGAUCCUGCCUCCGGAGAAAGAGGGCGGCCUGCCUCGCCACGUGGGAAACAAGACGGAGUGCGCCCUGCUGGGCCUGGUGCUGGAGCUGAAGAAGGACUACCAGCCAAUCAGAGACGAGAUCCCAGAAGAGAAGCUCUACAAGGUUUACACCUUCAACUCCGCCCGCAAGUCCAUGAGCACGGUGCUGAAGAACGCCGACGGAGGCUACCGCAUGUACAGCAAAGGAGCCUCGGAGAUCGUCCUCAGAAAAUGCUCCAGUAUCCUCGACGCCCAGGGCCAGCCUCGCAACUUCAAGCCCAAGGACCGUGACGAGAUGGUGAAAAAGGUGAUCGAGCCGAUGGCGUGCGACGGUCUGAGGACCAUCUGCGUGGCCUAUAGGGACUUCCCCGCCGCGGCCGGAGAGCCCGACUGGGAGAGCGAGAACGACAUCCUGAACGACCUCACCUGCAUCGUCGUGGUCGGCAUCGAGGACCCCGUGAGACACGAGGUGCCCGAGGCCAUCGCCAAGUGCCAGCGCGCGGGCAUCACCGUGCGCAUGGUCACCGGGGACAACAUCAACACGGCCCGCGCCAUCGCCACCAAGUGCGGCAUCCUGCUGCCCGGAGAGGACUUCCUGUGCAUGGAGGGCAAGGAGUUCAACCAGCUGAUCAGGAACGACCAGGGAGAGGUGGAACAAGAGCGUCUGGACAAGGUGUGGCCCAAGCUGCGGGUCCUGGCUCGCUCCUCUCCGACGGACAAGCACACGCUGGUGAAAGGUAUCAUCGACAGCCUGGUGGGGGAGACCCGGCAGGUGGUGGCGGUGACGGGCGACGGCACCAACGACGGCCCGGCGCUCAAGAAAGCCGACGUUGGCUUCGCCAUGGGAAUCGCCGGCACAGACGUGGCCAAGGAGGCGUCCGACAUCAUCCUGACCGACGACAACUUCACCAGCAUCGUCAAGGCCGUGAUGUGGGGGAGGAACGUCUACGACAGCAUCUCCAAGUUCCUGCAGUUCCAGCUGACUGUGAAUGUGGUGGCCGUGAUCGUGGCCUUCACCGGCGCCUGCAUCACGCAGGACUCCCCUCUGAAGGCCGUCCAGAUGCUGUGGGUGAACCUCAUCAUGGACACUCUGGCGUCCCUGGCUCUGGCCACCGAGCCGCCCACCGAGUCGCUCCUGCUGCGCCGGCCGUACGGCCGCAACAAGCCGCUCAUCUCCCGGACCAUGAUGAAAAACAUCCUGGGCCACGCCGUGUACCAGCUGGUCAUAAUCUUCACGCUGCUCUUCGCCGGCGAGAAGAUCUUCAACAUCGAUAACGGACGCAACAGUCCGCUGCACUCGCCGCCGUCCGAGCACUACACCAUCGUGUUCAACGUGUUCGUUAUGAUGCAGCUCUUCAAUGAGAUCAACGCCAGGAAGAUCCACGGGGAGAGGAACGUGUUCGAGGGCAUCUACAGGAACCCCAUCUUCUGCAGCGUGGUGCUGGGGACCUUCGCCCUGCAGAUCGUCAUAGUUCAGUUCGGAGGGAAGCCGUUCUCCUGCACGGCUCUGACCAUCGACCAGUGGCUCUGGUGCGUGUUCAUCGGCGUGGGAGAGCUCCUCUGGGGACAGCUGAUCUCCGCCGUCCCGACCCACCGCCUGAAGUUCCUGAAGGAAGCCGGUCACGGCACCACCAAGGAGGAGAUGCACGAGGAGGAGAUGACGGAGGGCGCCGACGAGAUCGACCACGCCGAGAUGGAGAUGAGGAGAGGCCAGAUCCUCUGGUUCAGAGGUCUGAACCGAAUCCAGACGCAGAUGGAUGUGGUCUAUACCUUCCAGACGGGCCAGGCCCCGGUGCCCGGCGCCCUGCGCCGCCAGCCCUCUGUCGUCAGCCAGCACAAUGACAUUAAGGUGGUGAACGCGUUCCGUAGCUCCCUCUACCCGAUGGAGAGCCCAGAGUCCCGUAGCUCCAUCCACAGCUUCAUGUCCCACCCCGAGUUUGUCCCGCAGUCCGAGGAGGAGGCUCGCACCGUCACCGAGGAGGCCGACCCCCUCCCCAGCGCCUCCUCCGGGGCGGGGGGAGGAGGAGACCCGCCCGCCGCCUUCCCACGGGGCCACGAGUCAUCCAUCUGAGCUGCCCCCUCCUCCUCCUCCUCCCUCCUCUUCAUCAGCAUCAUCUGUCAUCCCACCAACUGAACUGCCGCACUUAGGAUGGAAGUCGCGCCGCAUCCCGUCAUUCUGCACGCACACGCAACACGCUUCACAUCGUCUUCGCCCCCCCUCAGUCAUUUCCACCACGUUGCGUCUUUCAUACUGACUGUGGCAUCGUUCUGCCUGUAAGUUUGUUCCUCCACCAACAUCACGCACACACACACACACACACACACACACACACGUGCAUCAGAGGGCGGAGUCCCUCCCUCUUUGUCGGUUCGUGUCUGUUUUCUACUCGACGAUCCCUUUGGAAAAGCUUUGUGGCUGCGUUGGGACUCGCAGCAGCACGCCGCGUUCCCGCUCAAAAGACGGCACAGAACUUGUCGGCGAGCGCCGUGUACAUAAAGGCCCCCCCCCUCCCCCCCACGCGGCUCACAGCGGGGGGGGGGAUUGGGGCGUCCAGUGAUCACAAGAUUUUUAAGGCAAUUGCAAAAAUGUAACCUUUUUUGUUUGUUUUGUUGUUAUUUUUUUUGUUUUGUCUGACGAAUGUUAAUCGACGGUCGAUCCGGGCGCCCGAGAAUGUCAACUGUUAAAAGAAAUGUUCUUCCCUUUGUCGAGUGUGGAUGUGUCUGCUUUCCCUUUGGUUUUCGGCUGCGUUGCAUGCGGGAGGACAGAAUGGCUCUCUGCUUAGUGGGGGGGUCGGACCUCAUCUCAUCCAGUCAGGGUUCUGGUCUCUGGUUCUCUCUGACCCCCCCCCCCCCCCCCCCCACCCCCCCACCACGUCCAGAGUGACGAUAGGAUAGGAUGCAUGUUACGUUUCACUCGUGUUGAUCCGCAUGAUCUUUUAGGAAUGAAUAAACCACACGUGCGCGUCGAUCUGCAGCGGCGCCUAUUCAGAGCGACUUUGACUUCCUGUCCGUAAGGGAUUCCACUUCCUGUUAGCACAACUUCAGUUCAGAAGCCGGACCGGACCAGCCCCCCCCCCCCCCACCCUCCCGCCCCUCUUCUGACAGGCUAGUAUCAAAUAAGACCAAUCAAAAGUUACAACCUGUGACCGUGCCACUGUGAGGCGACGCCCCCCCCCCAACCCCCCCCGCUAAGCACUGCCCCACUGUGCCGCCAAGUGUAAUUUGGGUUUAGCUCACUUUCCAACCACUUACUGCCAUUCAUCCCUUUGUCUCGUCAAAAUAAAAGUCCCGCUUUAAUCCUGGAGUUCAGUCCAUUUCGCUGCUCAUUGGCACCUGAGUGACGCCGAGCUGAGAACGCCACCCGGGGCUUAAUUCCACUUCUCCUGGAGGCAGGAUGUAGAAUCCUCGCCGUGUGUUGUGGGUCCGCCUGCGGUACCGAUGAGUCACAGUGCGGGACGUUGGGUCCGAACAGACAGGAAGUUGAUGGGUCUCUGAACAGAGAACAUGGAGCCUUGUUUCCCCCGUUUGUCGUAAAUGAAACCGAUGGCGUCCCACGGCCAGCCGCCAAGGAGAUGUUUGAUCAUCACCAGAAUCCUCGUCAUCACGCGCCCCCUCCCACUGUGUUUGAUCGGGGGGCCGAGGGGGGGGAUUGAUGAUGUCAGCAGUGAGCCUGGUAAUUCCUGCACUUCACUGUCCCUAAAAGAGGAAGGAAUCCCCUUCCAGCCAGAAGCAGCGAUGUGUGUACCCCCCCUCUUCAACCCGUGUGCUACUACUGCCAUAUUUCCAACGUUUAAUCAUGACUAGCCCCCCCCCCUCUGAUGAUCUUUUUCUAUGUAACUCAGAGCCAUAUUUUAUAGGUUGUCUGUAUUGUUUUUUUUAUCUCAUUGUUAUUGAGGUUUCCUUUGGGCUUUCUCAAUCCUGACCCCCCCCCAUCCCCCCGCCCCGGCCCUUUACUUCCAACACGACCAAAAAGCAAGCAGAAAAUCUUCAGUCGUCACUGCCGAACCGAGUUUAAAGGACCUCUACAAUGUUUACAUGAAAAAGCAAGUGUGUGGCAGUCGGGCCGCUCUUCUCUCAUUCGACCCCCCCGCCGCCCCCCCCCACCCUUUCAUUCCCUUGCUUUUCCAAGUCUUACUACAGGAAUGGGGAAUCUUUCUUGCAUGGUUUUCAUAUAAAAUUCAAUGUUUUGCUCAUUUUUUACAACUCUUCUGUAUUUUUAUAUUAAGUACUUUUUAAUAUUUUGGAGAUAUAUGAAUAUAUAUAUAUAUAUGUAUAGGCUGAAGAGUUUGGUGACAGUACAGUACGUGAAUGAGAUGGAUCUAACGUGGACUAACUCUUUUUACAGCUCUAAUAUUUAUGCCACGUGUGUCGUCUUGGUCACCCGACGUUAGGGCUCAGAAACCUGCAGUGACUUGUUUACUUCCUGUCGGCCGCUCAAUUGGAAACCCAACCGUCUAGUCUCAUCAGCCCCCUUUUCAUUCACUUUAUCUAAGAUGUUGUGACACACUACACGCUAUGUGAUUCCGCAGUUCUCCGACUACAUUCGAGUGCAGCCGAUGCAACAUGAAUACAGCUAACUGUAUCAAACAUUAAAUGGGAGUGAAUAAUUAUUUAUCCAACCUCUGGGUUUCUUUCUCUCUGUACUUUGAAGCGACUACGACUGGUUUGUUUGAAUGAAUGGACUGACGGGCUCUCGAAGAGGGUUGACAGCUUUGAAGCGGUGUCAGGCCCCGCCCCCUUUUGGAGGGGCCGGGGCCUCCCAAAAGGGGGCGGGGCCUGUUGAGCAAACAACCUGAUGAACAAAAUCGUGCUGGCCCAAAUCGUAAGAAGAGCUGAUGGGUCGCUCUGAUCAUCCUCCAGGUCUUUGAAGUGGACCCCGUGAAAAGAAAAUUCAUGAAUCUAUGAAAACGAAAUUCACAAUAAACGGUAGAAAAGGAUUUGUCCUCAGUUCAGAUGCAGUUCAAAGGGAGUAAAACCCCCAACAAUAGAACUGUAAAGUAUGUGAUUCCCUCAGCAAAUAGUUUGAGACUGAAUAGAAAAAAAGAUCUGAACCCGGCUAGAAUCCAGUUGAGCUGACAUGGGCCCCAAACUCAACUCAACAGCUGACUUCCUGUGUCAAGGGGGGCGGGGUCUAAUUGAGUUAAUAAAGGCCGGGGCGGUUUCAUUUCAGCCCAAAGAACAAAAGGACUUCUUUUUAUUUAGACAUGAAAUCUGGACAUUUAAAGGAGGCAGAGCCGGAGUCUUUGAGGAAGCCUUCCUCAAAAACAGCGCUACCGUGACAUCACUUCCUCUUCCCGCCGUGUGCCUGUUGGCUCCAGUCGGUGACGCGUUGGUUUUUGUGGUUGAACUGAUGAACAGUUGUGCUCCUGCAGCAGGUUCGAUGUAAAUAUGGUCAUAUAAGGGGUGAGGGGGUACCUGCUGCACUGACAGAUAGUGGGAGGGAGAGGGGCAGCAAUCAGCCAAUCAUCACCCAGCGAAGCUUUGAGGCUGUUCUGCCAAAGUCGUUUCUUUUCUUCUUCUUUUGUUUUCAUGAAGUCACACAUCCCCCCCACCCCUCCCCCCACCCUCCCUGGAUAAGAUUGUCCCUCAGUUGAGUCGCCUCACAUCUCACACCGGGUGCACAGUACCGGGCCGCCAUCAGAGAUCAGCAGGCGGGACUCUCGCCUCUCAUCCAGACGUUUUGGACCACCUCCUCCUCCUCAGAGCCCCGCCUCUUUUCUUCAGAACAGCUUCCUGUUGUCGGAUCUAAAGCGACUCUGUGGAGAACUUUUACGUCGGCUUCAACAAUCCCAAAAAAAGGAAGGAAAAAAAGUUUCAAACAGACUGGAAUAUCACAGUUGGAAAAGUCAUAACCACUCAACAUAUAUAUCUAUAUAUUUAUAUAGCAUCUCUAUGUAUUUAUAUCUAGUAUAAUUACACGUGUGUGUGUGUGUGUAUAUUGGAUACAAAUACAUAGAUGUGUAUAUGUAUAUGGUUUCUCAGUUGAACUUAACUGCAAAAAAGACUGAAAAAAGAUUUGUUUUCUGUAAUUACUCUGAUACACAGUAAUAGGCUGUUGGUGUUAUUUUUGUAUAAACAUAAUAUCAUCUAUGUGGCAUGCAUGACAUAUAUACAACAAUUUGGUGGUUUAAAGCAAUAUGUCCAACAUGCGAUUGGUGCGAUUGGUUCUGUCGUGUUUUGUGUAGCCUAAAGCCACUCCAUGCGAAAACGUAUGUGUGUGUGUAUAUAUAUAUAUAUAUACACAUAUAUAAAAAAAACAAAAAGAAACUGCAUUUGGAUAAAACUAACUGUUGAGUAUACGUGUUCAAUGUUCUGUGUUCUGCAUGUUUUAGUAUGGAAUGAAACAUCCCAAAAAUGUGGACUUGUUUUUACCAAAUGAAUCUCAAAUACAUGCCCCCAAACACGUGCAACAUUGCACACAUGCACACACACAGACACACACACAGACGCUCCUGUAUUCACACUGUGAGGUGAAACACGCUGAUCAAAUUAAAACCGUGUGACUUCUGAUGGAUGGAUUGAUGAAAGAUGGAAGAUUGUUCUUUUCUUUUUUUUUCGUCGUCUCAUUUAUUCAGAAACUGAAUAACUUUGUCCAUCAUCCUCCCAAACACAGACACACACACACACACACGCACGGACAAACACUGAGAUUUACUGACGGUCCUGAACUCAUCACUCACUCACCUGUGCCGUGAGGAGGAGACGACAACAGGCCUGAAACCUUCAGGUGGGCCUCUGUUCAUCGGGUGUCACCAUCUCACCAAUCACAUCCAUUGAUGUCUGUGAUCCAUCAUCCUCCGGAGAGUCUCUGCUGAUUCCAGCUUUUAGGAAAAUGGAGUUUGUUUGAAAAGCGCCUGAUCGCGUCUGAGCAGGACCGAUGUUUGUUAUAAAUAUGUCGGCUGAUUGGACAAAACUUGAGUUUGUGCAUUGGCGAGUUUAUUUUGGCCCGGUGGUGAACAUGGCUGCAACUAAAACAUUCAGUUUAUCUUCAUGUGCGACGAAUAAACGCAACACAUCUUCUCAUUUGAAGUGAA